AUAAACGAAAUGAGACCCAAAAGAUUAAUUGGAAAUAAAACCUCCCACCAAUUAAUUAAUUGGUCAAUUUUUGAAAAAGAUAAUGAAAAAAUCAAUCAGAUCAAAAAUAAAAACUUGAAAAAAUAUUACAUCCAUCAAAAUAAAUUGAUUAAUAAAUAUUUAAUUGUCGAUAAGAUUUUAGAUUCUGGUCUUCAAAUUUCAAUGCUCAAUCACUAUGCCAGAUUGUCAAGUAGAAAAAACAAAGUUCCAGCAGAUAUUGAUUUAGAAAUCAGCUCAAUUUUAGGAAAUUCAUACCAAGAAAAUUCAACUGCUAUAUUGCUUGCAAUUUUGGUUAAUUAUAUUAUUAACAUUGUACUUUUAAUAGGCAAGAUAUUUGUAACAGUUUUAACUUCUUCUUUGUCUAUUACUGCAUCAUUAGUCGACUCAUGUCUAGAUUUUCUUUCAACAACUAUUAUUUAUAUUACAAAUAAAUUAUCGACAUCAUCGGAUUGGAAAUCCAGAAUAAAAUACCCAAUUGGAAGAGCAAGAUUAGAGCCCAUUGGUGUCUUGGUUUUCUCAAUAAUAAUUAUAAUCUCAUUUUUAGAGGUUAUCAGAGAAUCUCUUGUUAGCUUGUUUAAUAAUAAGAAUAAAAAUCCAAUUGAAAUCGGAAAAUCAUCAGUUUUAAUCAUGGGAUCAACAAUUCUAAUUAAAUUUUUAUGUUGGUUAUAUUGUAAAAGUAUCAAAUCCUCUUCAAUUGAGGCAUUGACACAAGAUGCAAUGACCGAUGUAAUAUUUAACAGUUUUUCACUACUCAUGCCAUUAAUUGGCUCCAAGUUAAAUAUUUGGUGGGUGGAUCCAAUUUCUGCCUUAUUUUUAAGUGUUUACAUUGUAAUCGCCUGGUCACUAACAGCAUUGAACCACAUUAACAAUUUAACUGGAUCAAAAGCAUCUAAAUUCGAUGAAUUCCAGAUACUAUAUCUAGUUUUAAGAUUUGCAGACACCAUUGAAAGAAUAACCAAGAUCAACUGCUAUCAUGUUGGCGAUAAUAUCAAUGUGGAAAUCGAUAUUAUGCUAAAUCCAGACCUAAAUUUAAAAGAUAGCCAUGACAUUGGAGAAGCAGUCCAGUAUGCGAUAGAAACAUUGCCAACGAUUGAGCGAUGUUUUGUGCAUUUGGACUAUCGAGCUGGAAACUACGAUGGCCAUAUA
Molecule: messenger RNA, 1185 nt
Organism: Ascoidea rubescens DSM 1968
Lineage: Eukaryota; Fungi; Ascomycota; Saccharomycetes; Ascoideales; Ascoideaceae
Product: cation diffusion facilitator family transporter
Exons: 2
Biological process (GO): transmembrane transport; monoatomic cation transport
Cellular component (GO): membrane
Molecular function (GO): monoatomic cation transmembrane transporter activity
Source: RefSeq, a predicted model, not a curated record